AUGCGGAGAGGUCCGCACUCUCAAAACUGCGUGCACGCUCAGUGUGACGGCCGGGCUGCCUGUUCGCGAUGCAAAGACCCGAGUCGCACCCGCUCGGUCGCAUCGCGAGAUCCUUCACCCUCAUCCCAUGUCCUUCCCAAGUCCACCCAGCAGGCUGAGAUUCCUCGCACAGGGCGCAUUAUCGCCAACUACCAACCGCUCUCGCUCCUCAUCGACGAGACGGUCUCUCCGUCGCUAACCGCCACCGCCCUCGCCGACCAACAAACCGAAGUCUUCACCAACUACAUCCUCGCCUGCUUCCCCUGCUACUUCAAAUGCACCGAAAAACAAGUCCCCGUCAAUUGGAUCGAAUAUGUCGACCGUCGCCGCGGUUCCCCCGGCUCUUCCCCAGCUGACUGGGCCCUGCGUUCCUGCACGUCUGCCUACAUGGGAGCUCUGUAUCACGAUGCGCGAUUCACUCACGCUGGACGGGACCUCUACCUGCGCGCGCUGCGUGGCCUCGCAGUCCUCCUCUGCGACCCCGACACUGCGAAAUCCGACGAAUGCCUUUCCACUGCUAUUUCGCUCGCCAUCUACGAGAAACACCACUGCACCGAGCCCGACGCCUGGCUGCGCCACGCCGCCGGCAUCCGCACUCUUAUGAAACUCCGCGGACCCGCUGCGCACGUCCACGGAUUUGGGCGCGCCCUGUACUUGGCAUAUCGACAUUUUUUGAUUACCCACGCGCUUAUUUCCGGUGAGGCGUGCUUCCUUGAGGAACCCAAAUGGCAAGCUCUCAACGAACAGAUCAUCUCUGAUAAUGCCAAACUACCCGACUCGUCGCUAUACACGGACGUCGUCGAGCGCGGAAGUCUCGUGGUGACUCGAAUCCCAGGGCACGUGAAAAAAGUGCGCGAGCUGCGCUGUAAAUCUGGCAAGGAGCAAACCGCGCUUCGGCCGGCGCUGCUGCAAGAGGUGCAGGCGACACGCGCAGCUCUUCGCGGCAUACGCACGGAAUUCGGCGUCGCGGUGUCGAUGUUGCGAUCCGGACAGAAGCGUCGGCAGGGCACCUCGACGCGGGAAUUUAUCGGCCCUUUGCCUCAUGUGUUUUUCGAUCGCUACUCCACUCUAUUCGAUAGGGGUAUUCGGUCGGGGUUGAGAAUUCUUAAUUAUUGUGUUAUGAUUCUCGAUCCGAGUCAGCGCGAGGCUGUGGAGGACGAGGUUCGGCUGUUGGAGGAUCAGAUCCCUCCGUCGCCAUCGCUGUCACCGUCCGCUUCCUCUUCAGCUUCAUUAUCUCCAGAGGGUGAUAGGUCGCUGCUAACUCCGCCCGAUUCUCCGGGUCAGGCCCAGUUGCGGAUCAAGUCGUUGAUUACGCCUGAGACGAAGCGUCCGCCUAUCACGCCGUGGAUGGAUCAGAUUGUAACAACAAUGGGUUUGGAUGGGGUGGAGAUACCCGUGCUUCAACUAUCCUAA
Molecule: messenger RNA, 1452 nt
Organism: Aspergillus steynii IBT 23096
Lineage: Eukaryota; Fungi; Ascomycota; Eurotiomycetes; Eurotiales; Aspergillaceae
Exons: 4
Coding region: 1-1452 (483 amino acids)
Source: RefSeq, a predicted model, not a curated record